AACUAAAGAUGGGGUUGUGUAAGAUUUCAUUGCCACUCCUUGUUGGUCUCAUGGGGUUAGCUCUAGCUCACACCUGCUAUGCCCAGAACUCUCCACAGGACUACGUCAAUGCUCACAAUACAGCGCGGGCACAAGUUGGUGUUGGGUCUAUAACAUGGGACGACACUGUGGCUACCUACGCCCAGAACUAUGCUAACCAGAGGAUUGGCGACUGCAAUCUAGUGCAUUCAGGUGGGCCUUACGGAGAGAACCUUGCCUGGGGCAGCCCUUCAUUGACAGGCACCGAUGCAGUGAACAUGUGGGUGGCCGAGAAGCCUUAUUAUGACUACAACUCCAACUCAUGCGUGGGUGGGGAAUGCCUGCACUAUACUCAGGUUGUUUGGAGCAACUCAGUGCGUCUUGGGUGCGCUAGGGUUCAAUGCAACAGUGGAGGGUGGUUCGUCACAUGCAACUACGAUCCACCGGGCAACUAUCAGGGACAACAUCCUUAUUAAACCUCUUGGAACUACCUCUAAGCAAAGUACUACAUUUAUGUAAUAUACUGAUCAGGAUAUAUACCAUAGGUCAGUACAAAUAAAACUUUGUGCGUUUAGUUGACUAAGGAAGACAUAAUUAAGGUGGCUUUUCAGUAAGAUCUUGCUUUAUUCUCCUUCUGUACUGAAGAGAGAUGCUUAAUUUCCAAGUACAAUAAAUUCAUAGUUAUACUUCAAA
Messenger RNA from Vitis riparia (riverbank grape), 711 nucleotides. Its product is annotated as basic form of pathogenesis-related protein 1-like. The record is from RefSeq and is a predicted model, not a curated record. NCBI's taxonomy places the organism in Eukaryota, Viridiplantae, Streptophyta, Magnoliopsida, Vitales, Vitaceae. Gene Ontology annotation, cellular component: extracellular region. The transcript has a single exon. The coding region runs from base 9 to 494 and encodes 161 amino acids.